Lytechinus pictus (painted urchin) is the source of this 5915-nucleotide messenger RNA. Its product is annotated as F-box/LRR-repeat protein 20-like. The transcript is spliced from 2 exons. Gene Ontology annotation, biological process: SCF-dependent proteasomal ubiquitin-dependent protein catabolic process. Gene Ontology annotation, molecular function: protein binding. NCBI's taxonomy places the organism in Eukaryota, Metazoa, Echinodermata, Echinoidea, Temnopleuroida, Toxopneustidae. The record is from RefSeq and is a predicted model, not a curated record. Bases 136 to 2073 code for a protein of 645 amino acids. Gene Ontology annotation, cellular component: SCF ubiquitin ligase complex.
AAUGAUUUUGCAUGUGAUCUUUUUACUGUUUACAUAAGUUCUGACUUGUGUUGGUUAAUUCGCGAUUACCGAAAUUCUAUCGAAUCCUAGACUUCACUUGAAGUCAAUAUCAUCGUAGAAAGUGAAGUGUAUUUUAUGAAUAUGGCCGAACGUUUACCUCAAGAGCUUAUAGCUCACAUCCUGAAAUUCCUGUGCUACACAGAUCGAGAAGAAGCAUCUGUGGUCUGCAAACACUGGUUCCAUGCAUCCUUAGAUCCUGCACUUCACAGAAACACAAAGAUAACCCUGAGGGCAUCAUCAUCAACAGGAAAACACCUCCAGGAUCUUGGACACAGGAAGAGUCCAAAGCUAGUCAUCACCUAUGUGGAAGGAACCAACGCCGAUUUCCUCCUGAAAGAAGUCGGUCGGCACCUUGGUCCUCAUCUGCAAUAUCUAUGUCUCAAAGGAUGUGAUCUGACACAAAAGAUGUUCCUAGGUAUUCUCGCCCAUUGUGACAACCUGACAUCACUUGAUCUUAGUUGCUGUAACAGUAUGUUCAUGUCUGGUACACUUUUGCAGAAGGAUGCAGAUAGGCAAGUGGCCCUCCAGGCUUUCAGGAGGUUAAAGAAGCUAUCUUUAGCAUCAAUUAGAUAUCUUUCUGAUGCUCUCUUUAAUCUGUUUGUAGCCACCACUCCUCAACUAGAAGACUUGUCCCUAGCAGGAUGCAACAUAGCGUUUGAAACAGACCCAUACCGCAAUAGAGAUAUGGGAAAGGACUCUGUCACUUUGCUUAGUUUCUCAAAUCUUUUGGCAUUUGUGAAGAGAUUCACAUCAACCUUGACUUCUCUGGACCUUAGUUUAACUACAGUUACCAGUGAAGCAUUGACAUCCUUAGCCAAUGUGCCAAAUCUCAAGCUGAGGCGGAUUGUUUUGGUGAGGUGUACUCAUCUAACAAAUGAUGGCGUAAAGAAUCUUGCAAAUCUACAACCAAGCCUAAAGGAAGUAAUCUUGGCAUCAUGUCCAUCUGUUGGAAAUGUAGCUAUCAAUGCUAUUACACAGAAUCUUGGAAGCUUGGAAAAACUGAAUCUAAACAAACUCAAGUCCAUUCCUCAGGAUACCUUUGAGCAGCUGACAUCGAACCUGACCAAGUUGACCCAUUUAAGUUUAGCAAGUAACCUCAAUCUCAAAGGAGCUCAGAUGCUGAAGGGACUGAGGGGUGCUUCUUUCUCACACUUGAGGUCAUUGAAUCUGCAAGGUUGUCCACAAGUGGACGAUGACGUAGUCUUCUGCAUCUGUGAUGCUGCACCCGAUCUUCAAGAACUCAAUCUCAGCUCCUCUCAUGCCAUGACAGACCUCAGCGUUCAUCGCAUCUCUGCUCGGCUCCACUGCCUUAAGCGGCUCAAUCUCAGUUGGUGUCAGCGGAUUACUGAUUUUGGUCUCCUUGGAUUAGAUAAGGAUUGUCCAGUUAUCUCUCCUCCCGAUGAAUCCUCAAAGCACAGCAGUGAUCGCUACACUCGCAGUCACAGCAACAUGGGCUUCUUUCGGCCUGCAAAAUUCGAAGAGGUCAUCUUGACCAUUCCAGAAGAUGAGAUGCAGGAAUACCUCAACUCUACAUCAAGAGUAGCUAUCAAUGCCAUCAAAACUCUUGAGUAUCUCAACCUUGCCGCUUGCCAUCAUCUAACAGACCGAUGUAUUCAGGAGAGCAUAUCCUUUCCGCGCCUGCAAACCCUGGAUCUCCGUAUGUGCCGCAAUGUCACUGACAAAAGCCUGGAGUCUGUUGCAAAGAACAACCCCAACCUGCAGGACUUGACGGUUAGUGAAUGCCAUCAAAUAACUGAUGUAGGUGUGACAGCUGUAGCAGAGGGGUUGUGUCGUCUUUCAUCUCUGGUCAUUCCUCGUUGUCUCAUCACUGAAAAGAGUUUGGAUGCUCUGGCCCAGCAUUGUAGGCACCUCAAGUUUCUGGAUGUAUCUCAGUGUAAUGUUCCUAUAGCUGCCGUAGAUACGAUGCGUAGCAAGCUGCCAUGUCUCCAGACCGUUGUAACAUCAUACUUAGAUGGCAAUCUAUCUACAAUGUACCAACCAGAAUUUUUCUGAGUAAAUGCAUUCAAGGAUAAUGCACAGUACAAUGUACAUGUACAUGUACAUGUAUGUUUGUUUGUGUAUUGCUUGUACAAGAUAUCAGUACUAGGAUUUGUUUUUAGGAUGGGAGAAGUCCAGCCAAAAAUUAACUCAAGCCUUAAAUUGAUCUCAUAUCCACACCAUUUUGCAAAACACAUUAUUGCUCUUACUUUUUAAGGUUCAUUUUCAAAAUGUAUUUUGGUAGUUUUGUCAUUCACUGGUCACCUCAACAGACUGCUUGACUUAACUGGAAAGGUGACCAUACAUGUACGUACAUGUAGUAGAUUUUUAGCAGCAGGGCCCUAAUGAGAAAAAGACUGUAUGGUCCCAAAGUCAAUGAUGGCAUCUUUUGCACAAUUUAUCUCCAUGUACACGUAGUAGAAACAGAUAUGAUAUACCUAGCUCCAGAUACUGGGCAUUGAAGCCUUGGUGUACUGGGUUCAGUCAUUUCACAUACUGUCUAUUCUCUGUCCUACAUUAACUUGGUACAUGUUCAGUCUCCCAGUACAAAAGAUCAAUAGGCCCUACUAUAUUUUUUUUUCAUCAUUGCUUAACUUUAUCUUGUUUCUAUAAUAGGUUAUCAUAAUGUACAUAUAUGCUUCACAAGGAGUCAGAUAGAACUUGUCUAGAAAAAGGCUAACUUUCUUACUAUUUGCAUACUAAUGUGUGAAGUGGAAGAGAGGGAGAUAUGCUUGGGAAAAAAUGAAAAUGUGAUAUUGAAAAUAGAUCAAAGAAGCAUUUUUCAAAUAAAAGUGUUUGUUUUUGCCAAUUUAAAAAAAGAUUAAGAAAAGUACAUGUAUUAAUGGCAAUUAAAUCAAUUUAUAUCUCUUAAGUGACCCAAAGCAAUAAUAUACCUUGGAACAUUCCAAUCUGUGAUUUAUCAUUUUUAAUUUAUCAUGAAGCAUACUGUACUGUCCCUGCCUUUAUACAUAUAUCAGAAGGGAUUGUUUGUGAUUGAAAGACUUGUGUUACGCACAAUUGCCCCAGUAUGUAAAGAGAAAUAUCCUUAUUAUUAUCAGUUGUAUUAGUACGUAGUAGUAUUAGUAGUAGUAGUAGGAGUAAUUGUAGAAAAAAAAGUGUUUUUAUUUUACCUGGCAAUGUGUACAAUACAUAUACAUGUAAGAGUCUGACAUUUAGCUCUGGCAUUAUUGGUUUCAUAAUAAUAAUAUAUAAGAAAAGGUAGAUCUUCAAGUUUUGUUUGAAUUGAUCCAAUAGUGGUGACGAUUUAAGGAGAUGAGGUACUGUACUAUGUUUAUUGUUCAGUGCUUUUUACUGUACUUUAGAGUUUACUUUUUUAGGGCUCAACAAAAUUACUGCCUGUAUUUUUUUUACACUUAAUAUGCAGUACUGGAAAAAUGAUAGAAAUUAACUACAUUAACUCCUAAACAGUUACUUUCACUUCAUUCCCUACAGAUCUCUUGUGUAAAUUAUUAGAAAAUGUUGUUUGCUGUACAUAGUAAUAUCAAUGUAAAUUUUCAAAAGUUUUACACUGGGAACAUGUACAUGUACUUAUAAUAAAGUAAGUUAUUUGAGAUACAGUAUUUGUAGUUAGUAAUGAAUAAAGGGAAGAAGAAUUUAUAUAAAGGACGGGGGGGGGGGGGGUUGAUUGAUUCAUCUUUGCUCCUUAUUUACAUGUAAUCUCCAAUAUCAUUCAGUAUAAUCAUGGACCUAUUUCGUAAUAGGUCCAUGGUAUAAUAAGCAGAUUGGUUGGUCAAUAAGAAAAUCCUUGGUGAAUUGUUCACAUAAAUAUAUGCAAUGAAAAAUUUAAUAGUAAAUUUACCCUAUGCAAUAAUUUCCCUACAGUGGUGUGAUCCUGCAUUACCCCAAUAAGAAUGAGAGCUUGAUACAUGAUGACAAACUUAAUGUAAUUUUCAGGUAAAACCCGCCAAUUAGUGUAGGCAUAACCUGAUAUAUGCUGAUAACAUUCAUUCAAACAUUCUUUUUGUGACAAACAACAACAUUGUUUCUUCACAAAAUAAAUGUGGUUGCUUAGAAAGUGUAAUGCUUAAUGUAUUAUUAGAACAUUCACAUGAAGGUAAAAUUUAAUGUCAUGGUGUCUAAAGACACUUUUUAAUUACCCUGAUAUCCAUGUGAUGUUUAAUCAAUGUAUCAUUAGGACAUUAACAUAGAAGUAAAGUUUAAUGGUGUAUAAAGACACUUUUUUAAUUAGUCUGAAAUCUAUGUUCAUUAAAGAAAUUUUUAUCUAUAUUGUACAUGAAAUAAAUAUUUUAUGUAACAUUAUGUACAUGUAGGUUUGAAUGAAGGUUUGACUGAAUGAUAUUCUAUGAGUUUGGAAAAUCCAUUGUAAAUUAUAUACAGUAUAUACAGUUAUAUAUUUAAAGUGUACUUUAAUAUGAUAAACAUCUAUUUAGUUUUAAAACAAAUUUGAAUUCUAUGUGUGGAAUAUGAAAUAUGGCAAUGAUAAUCAAAUUUUCUUGUAUUUUUGAGGGAGGGGGGGGGGGGUCACGGGGUGUUGGGAAAUAGGGGCUUGCCCUCAUGUACUUUCUUUAUAGUAAUUUGAACAUACAUGUAUGUUUGUUAUGUUAUCCUCAAUUCAUUGAGUUCAUGUCUUAUUAGAAAUUACUUAAUGAAUUCAUGUAACAAGUCAAAGAGUGAUUAUAUUUUUGUGGGAGGCAAAUAUUUUCUUUUUUAAUCAUUCCAUACAAGAAAUAUUCUAAUCUAUUAGGCCACAUGGCCAGAGUGUUUAUUCCCAUGAAUACUGAUUUUUUUUUUCCAGAUGUUGACAGCUUUUGUUUGUAUUAAAGUAGAUGUUGACCAUUUUUUUUAUAUUGAAGUACAUGUAGAUGUUGACAACUUAUAUAGGCCCGUAUUCUGAAGUCCAGAUUAUCUUGAGCCAAGGUCCAACUCUGUUUUAUGGGAAAUAAAAAAUGUCUGUCUAAUCAGCUGUAUGUGUCUCAUGUAUAUUGUGGUCUUUCCUUAUGUGUUAAUGGUGACGAAAACUAUUUCACUGCUUAUAUUUAGACAGUUAGGAAUGAUUUGGGUGUCAAAUGAUAACAAGUCCUGUUCAAGAUUUGUGUGAUUUUUAAACUACAACUCUAGACCAGAGUUUGAAUUAAAUUCAAGUUCAGGAUGUGGGCAAUAUAUUGUACAUGAAGAUUAUUGUGUUCAGUCAUGAAGCACAAUCAGUUCUUUAUGAUACUGCCUCAUUCGUGGUGCCCUCUGGCCCAAUAUUGACCAAAGAUUGUCCUAUGUAAAUACUUUUGAUUUCAGAUAAAAUUUCCAUGAUUGUAUGUUGUAUAAGAAAUAUCAGUCGAUAUCUUUAUAUUCUAUCUAAUGGUGUUAUGGCUCAGUUGGUGGAGCAUCCGUCUCACAACUGGGAGGUCAGGAGUUCAAGCCCCAAGCCACAUCAGACCAAAAGACAUUAAAAGAUGGGAAUUGCUGCUACCCUUUUUGGUGUUCAACAAUUCAAGGGAUAGAGCUACAUCGAUCUGGCGCUGCAGGUUGGCUGCUGGGCCCAUGAUCGAUUGGGAGAAAAUAAUUUUUGGAGGAAUUUUUUAUUAGAAUUCAUUUCGAACAAUGAAAGUUGAUUUUCAUUUUUUUUCUUUAUCUAUUUGAGAGGAGGAAUUCUAUGUCCAAAGAAUCACAUAAGCUUCUCAUUGUAUGUGGCGAAUGAACAUGUUUAUAUGUAGUUCAGAUUGCAAGGUAACCUUUACUGAUUAUUGAUUGAAUGUAUAUCUGCCCAUUCUUGUUAAAAUUGAUGUGCAAUUGAAUUUAUUAACUUCCAUAGUUUAUUUCAUAUUAAAUAUAUGUAGACAUGUAUAAUUGACAUAUGUAAUAAAUACUAUGUAUAUCAUAAA